Acanthochromis polyacanthus (spiny chromis) is the source of this 2998-nucleotide messenger RNA. It is a transcript of the gene znf710b, whose product is annotated as zinc finger protein 710b. Lineage: Eukaryota; Metazoa; Chordata; Actinopteri; Pomacentridae. The record is from RefSeq and is a predicted model, not a curated record.
GACUUAGCCCAUUUAUCACCAGACUAUCAAGGAGCCUCGUGCAUCAGUGAUACAUGAGCUGAUGAGCUGUGUGUUUGUUUUUUAAACCUACCGGUGCCCACAUGCUCGUUUGUCGGGAGACUGUUUUUGUUUGUUUGUUUGAGUCUGCUCUGUGUUUGCGCUGGUGUGACCGGAGUCACUACCGAAACUGUGCUGAAGAAGGAGAAGAAGCAGCAGGAGGAGGAGAAUGAGGAGGGGGAGGAGGGCAACGUUAGCCCCGCCUCCCCCCGCAUCCCUCAUGUAUAAAUAGGAGGCGAACGUAGCCUAUUCUCACUCAACACUUGCACUGAAGAAUGAGAUCCUUAAAGCACCUGAAACCUCACAGCAGGAGGAGCGUGGAGGAGGCGAGCCGGCGCCUGGGUAGAUGUGAGCCCAAGGUAAUGGCCAGGCUGGUGGACAUAGGCACACAGACAGAUCCAGUAGUCGUGCUGUCCUUGGCCCAGGCCGCCGUGCUAGGUCUCAUCUCCCAGAAUGAAGUGUUUGGAGCUACCAUUGCACCCAACGGCUUCUACACCGGUGAACCCAAAGAGUCCCCAGCACCCCCAGUAGACGGAGUCGACUACGAGUACGCAGAUCAGCUUAUCGGAGCCAACGGAGAUUACCUCGGAGACAACUUGGGAGAAGACGGUCAGAUGCAACCCAGCUGCAGUCAGAGGAGGUGGCAGCAGGGGCCGCCUCAACAUCCGGACCAGAAAAUGGUCGGCCCCGAACGUCACGGCCUUCAAGGCGGUGAUGUGUCCUCUUCCCAUGUGAAAGGGGAAGGGGUGAACUCUGCAAUGUCCUCCUGUGUCCACAUGCUGAACAAUAUGGCUCCCAGAGGGGGUUUAGUUCAAGUAGAUCCAGCCACUCUGAGAGGCACCAACAAGAACUGUGCAGAGUGUGAACGGGAAGCAACUAACCAACAAGCCAACACACAUGUUCACCCUCCUCCCUCUCAGGUGCCCCACAGAGGAGCAGAGCAGGCCCACAGAGGGCUGCAGGGUCAGCGCCCUAUGGGGACCCACGGUCGAGGCGGUAGAGAGGAUGAAGAAGAGGUGGAGCACCAGGGAAAUACCAUGAUGAAGCCCACACAGCAGGAAGAAGCCAUCAGCAGCUACUUCCAGACCAGUGAGGUGGGCAGCUAUGAUUCGACAGAAAUGGGCAUGGGAGGUGAGUACGAAGACAGCAGCCAGAGCAUGAUGUGGACAGACGGGAGUGGAGGAGGGCAGCACCAGCAGCCUCCGCACCCCCAGCCUCCCCGUCGCCAUGGCGGCCGCAGAGUAGAUCGGCUCGAUAUCAACAUCCAGAUUGAUGAAUCCUACUGUGUGGAUGUGGGAGACGGAUUGAAGCGCUGGAAGUGCCGCAUGUGUGACAAAUCCUACACCUCCAAAUACAACCUGGUCACACACAUCCUGGGCCACAACGGCAUCAAACCGCAUGCCUGUCCACAUUGCGGGAAGCUCUUCAAGCAGCCCAGCCAUCUCCAAACCCAUCUGCUAACCCACCAAGGUACGCGGCCCCACAAGUGCACCGUCUGCAAGAAGGGCUUCACCCAGACCAGCCAUCUGAAGCGACACAUGCUGCAGCACACCGACGUCAAGCCCUACAGCUGCCGCUUCUGCCGCCGCGGCUUCGCCUAUCCCAGCGAGCUGCGAGCGCAUGAGGUGAAGCACGAGCGAGGUCGCUGCCACGUCUGCUCGCAGUGCGGCAUGGAGUUCCCCACCUACGCCCACCUCAAACGCCACCAGACCAGCCAUCAGGGCCCCCACACCUUCCAGUGCACCGAGUGCAACAAGUCUUUUGCGUACCGUAGCCAGCUCCAGAACCACCUCCUGAAGCAUCAGAGCCCGAGGCCUUACACCUGCUCCCAGUGUGGCCUGGAGUUUGUGCAGCUCCACCACCUCCGUCAGCACUCGCUCACCCAUAAGGGGAUGAAGGGCCACAAGUGUGAUGUGUGCUCCAGAGAGUUCACCCUGUCGGCCAACCUCAAGAGGCACAUGCUCAUCCACAACAGCGUCAGACCCUUCCAGUGUCACGUCUGCUUCAAGAGCUUCAUCCAGAAACAAACUCUCAAAACCAUGAUCGUCCACCUGCCUGUGAAACCCUUCAAAUGCAAGGUAUGUGGCAAGUCUUUCAACAGAAUGUACAACCUGCUGGGCCACAUGCACCUCCAUGCUGGCAGUAAAGCCCUUCAAGUGUCCCUUACUGCAACCAGCAAGUUCAACCUGAAGGGAAACCUCAGCAGGCACAUGAAGGUCAAGCACGGAAUGGAUGUCUCACCAGAAGGACAAGGUGGGACCCGCUGGCUUUUCUUAAUUAAAUCUUUAUUUAACAAGCAAAGGUUGCUCAAGCAACACCUGACCUCAGAUCGUCAUGAUUACUUUCAUUGUAACUUUCCAUUUUGACGUAAACAUGCAGACACACAGAUGAGCCAAAACUCAGAAAUAUGAAGAUUCACAAAUUGAUGUCACCCUACUUUUAACCCUGUCAUGUUAAUCCUGAGCAGAUUUGAUUCUUGAUAUUGAUCAGUGUUUUAUAUAUAGGCAACAUCAGGCCAAAGUCUCAUUUUUUUCUGCAUAAAUAUAAUGUUUUACGCUGUUCUGCUUUCUUGUUUUUGCUUACCACAUUUUCAGGAAACAAUUUAUUGAUGUAAUGUUUCUUCACAAAGUGCAGAAAUGUUUUUAAAUGUCUCCCGAAAAGCUGUUUCCACAGUCAGCUUCUUACUACAGCAAUGUGAGUCCCACAAGAACGUACAACUGUGUGAUAAAGUUGUUGGCUAUCUUACUGGUUUGAGGUGGAGAGUUAGAUAAGCGUGACGCGCCAUGAGUUUCGUGUUUGCUUAUGUUUCCAUGCCGCUGUCAGUCAAUUCUAAUCAAAUCACACCUUUACAGGUCUAAUGAUGCAGAUUAGCUGAGUUCAACAGAUUAGUUGUUGCCUACAGCAGAGGCCAGGGACAGUAUGUUUUUAUUUCAUUCCUGUG